AUGAAACUCGCCAACCUGGCCUGCGUUGAAACUCCUCUCGUCUCCACCGCCUGGCAGGAUUUUGGCUACUUCUCCUUCUUCUCCUUCCUCCUCACACUCUCUCGUCCCCUUCUCCCCUCCUCCCAGUGUUCCGACACGACCAUGCCCCCCUUCCCAAGAGGGCAAUCUCUUCACCAACCCCAGCAUAGCGAACGACACCUCGGACUGGCAGGGUUUCGGUGUUCCAACACGCCCACGCCCCCCGCCCAGGAGGGAAAUCUCUUCACCAACCCCAGCAUAGCGAACGGCACCACUGGCUGGCAAGGCUUUGGGUACGCGCCGAUUAAAGCCAUGGUCAACGCGACAGCGCCCACGCCCUACUCGUACCUGGUGGUAUACAACCGCUCGUACACGUAUGCGGGGCCCAAGCAGAGCGUGCGGGACGUGCCUGCGGCGGCUUACGAGCUGGCGAUCUGGGUGAAGCUGGACGCGGGGGAGCGGCAGUACGUCACUGCAUCGGCCAAGAUCAACAACAAGUAUUUGUGCAUCGGAGGGGCGAACGCACGGUCCACGUGCUGGACGAAAUUAACGGGGGGAUUUACCCUGCACAAGCCGGCCGCUGAGGUGGCGGUGUAUGUGCAGGGCGCAGCGGUGGGGACCCAGAUCUGGGUGACGUCAGCAUCGCUUCUGAAAGUGGAUAUGAACAUGUGGCGGAGCCGACAGAACGAGAACAUUAAGAAGUACCGCAUGCGGCCUGUGCGGCUGUCAAUUCAAGGGCUGGGGCUUGGCCUGGUGCCGGCACGUGUGCAGAUCGACCAGGUCUCUUCAGAUUUCCCCUUUGGCGCCAAUGUGAACGGUGCAAUUCUAUACGACACAGCGUACCAAGAGUGGUUCCUCAACCGAUUCAACUGGGCAGUGUUCAACAACGAGGGCAAGUGGUAUUUCAACGAGAGGAGGGAGGGAGUAGAGGACUACAAUGUGACAGAUGCGCUGGUGGAUUGGUUCAUCCAGAGGAACGUGAGCGUGCGCGGUCACAACAUCUUCUGGGCUGUUGAGAAGUUUGUUCAAACAUGGGUCAAGAAUCUAAACGACACUGCUCUAUGGGCAGCCAUGCAACGACGCAUGGCCAGUGCGGUCACCCGCUAUCAAGGCAAGGUGCAGCACUGGGAUGUCAUCAACGAGCCUCUGCAUGGCAACUACUACGGGCAGCGCCUGGGGGAGGACAUUCACUCGUGGAUGUUCAAGGCCGCGCGGGCGAUUGAUCCGAAUGUGCGGCUGUUUCUGAAUGAUUAUAACACGGUGGAGCAGUGUGACCGAGGGGCCAACCCAGAGGUGUACCUCGAGAAGGUGUGGAAUCUCAACGCAACUGGGGCGCCAGUCACAGGCAUAGGCGUCGAGGCUCAUUACAGUGGAGAGCCGCAGCUGGUUCGCUUGAAGCACGACCUGAAUCGCCUGGCAAUGGCCAAACUCCCCAUCUGGCUGACAGAGCUCGAUUUCAGCGAGGUGGAGUCGGAUGAACAACGAGCCGACUAUCUCGAGGCGGUGAUGCGGGAGGCCUUCUCGCAUCCCUCGGUGGCGGGCAUGGUGCUGUGGUCGGCAGGGCGGUCCACGUGCGAGUUCUACAAGGACAUUGACUCGGGCAUGUGCAACGCCUGUGACGCUUGCCUGGCGGAUUCAAGCUUCACAGAUAACGAGGCGGGGAAAAGGUGA
Messenger RNA from Closterium sp. NIES-65, 1689 nucleotides. The record is from the annotation of a GenBank genome assembly. Lineage: Eukaryota; Viridiplantae; Streptophyta; Zygnematophyceae; Desmidiales; Closteriaceae.